AACGAAACAACGCUCGUUCAAUGAACGAGAGACAGUCGCCAGUCGGAAACAAAACAAACCACCGCGAGUCCGUCUCGUCUCGUCGCCUCCAAUUCCAAAAAACCCUGGUUCGCCCAAGGUCGACGGCCUCACCGCCGUCUCUCUCCAUCUCGAACCCACCUCGUCACCUCCAAAAACCACCGCGACCUCGUCGCCUCCAAUUCCAAACAACGCUGAUUGUUGUUUGCCCCAAAGUCACCGUCGGCGGCAUCAUCGCCGCCUCCUAGUCCGAAGUACUAAAGUCUCAGGCUACUUCUUGUGUUCCUUUGCACACGAAAAUUUGAAGAAUCAGCGCCAGAUUCUGAUACAAACAUGGGAAGUGCCUUCACUAUAAAGCACAACCAUUGCUACUUUUCCUAUCCGGUGAUGCAAAUUACCUGUUUAGCAUGUUGAGUUCCGUCGCAGUGUAUUUUACCGUCAGGUGUCAAGCUUGCUUGAUAUUCUUUUUACCCAUCAAUAUAAAUUUCUUGUGUUUUGAUAGCCUUCAAAUUUCAAAUGCUGCUUUCGUGCUUUCACAUUUCCAGACUAUCUAUGGGCAUAACUUUGAUGAGGUUUCUUGGGGGGUUUUCCUCUUCUUUCCCCUUGCAGGAACAACAGAAGUUAGUAGUUUUAUAAAUCAUGGGAGAUCGUAGGAGAUGUUUGUCGCCUUUAACCUCAUCAACCUUUCACUGCCCCAAGCCUGAUGUCAAUCCAUUGUCAAUUGACUCAGAACUCUGGUUAAUGGCUGAGCAUAGAAUCUUUGAGAUUUUGUGUUGUAUUCAACCUGCUUCGGCAUCUGAGAAGAAGAGGGAUGAGGUUAUUUCAUAUGUUUCGAGGUUAAUUAAAGCUCAUUACAGAAGUGAGGUUUUUGCGUUUGGAUCGGUACCCUUGAAAACCUAUCUACCAGACGGAGAUAUUGACCUGACUAUACUCAGCCACCAGAAUACAGAGGAAGGAAUGGCUGAGGGUGUGUCUGAUAUCCUCCAGGGUCAUGAGCACGACCCAAAAUUCGAUGUGAAGAAUGUCCAAUAUAUAGAAGCUCAGGUCAAGAUCGUAAAGUGUUUGGUGAAUGACAUCUCCGUGGAUAUCUCUUUCAAUCAAAUGGCAGGUCUUUCCGCUCUCUGCUUUCUGGAGCGGGUUGACCAAAUUUUGGGGAAUGAUCAUAUUUUGAAACGAAGUAUUAUCUUGAUAAAAGCCUGGUGCUUUUACGAGAGCCGAAUCCUUGGUGCAUACCAUGGAUUGAUUUCAACAUAUGCUUUGGAAAUAUUGGUUGUGCAUAUAUUCAACCUGUUCCAUUCGUCCUUGAGUGGUCCUUUAUCAGUUCUGUAUAAAUUUCUGGACUACUAUAGCUCUUUCGACUGGGACAACCAUGGGGUGUGCAUAAAUGGCGUAUUUAAAAUAUCUUCUCUUCCAGAUAUAGUGGUAGUGGUACCUGCAGAGAAUGGAAGUCGAUUGUUGCUUGGGCCUGACUUUUACAACUACUGUAAAGAAACAUUUGCUAUUCCUGUUAAAGAACUUGACAGUGGGAGGCAUGAUUUUGUUGUUAAGCACAUCAACAUCGUGGACCCUUUAAAAGACAGCAACAACUUGGGGCGAAGUGUUAGUCGAGGCAAUCUCCACCGGAUAAAAUGUGCCCUUUCCUUUGGGGCUCAGAAGCUUCGAGGAGUCCUCAACGGACCAGGAGAAUAUAUAGGCAUGGGAUUGGAGAAAUUUUUUGCUAACACUCUAGGCAGGAAUGGGACAGGACAAAGAGCUGAUGCUAACAGUCCAGUACCUGCAUUUGGCACUGGAAGAAGUGACGCAUGUGAUCUCAAUGGAGACUACGACAGAUGCCAUAGUGGUCUGCUGCAGGGGCAGUGGUAUCACAAUUACAGACUACCGGAUCAUUUUCAUAACAUUCCUUCAACCCUGCUGUCUCCUUCAGAAAUCUUGUCGAAGAAGAGUCAAAUAUUUUCUUGGACUGGGCAAAAUGGUCAUCCUCAGAAAGGCACCAAAGCAUUUUUGCAACGAGGGCUGCCAGGGCUUUGCCCUUGCCCUUCAAAACGCUGUACUACUGGCAUUGAUGGGUUAGGAAAUUUAAGAGGUACGGGCACAUACAUUCCCGAUAUGGCUCGUUACAAAGAAAUAUGGUCCAGGAUGAAGAGCCUGGAGAAUCAAGCUUUUCUUAAUCAGGGAGCACCAUGUCAAUCUCCUGAGAUGACUUACCAAGUCCUUGCUCAAGCUGAAGCUAACAGCUGGAUUGAUCUCCGACCAGAGAGUUUCCCUUUGCUUCCCUCUAUCAACGGAUCAUCCAAUUUAUUCAGUGGUAACCAGGUGCAUCAUGUUGGUGAUCAUGGCUUUUUGCAUCAUCUCACCGACGAGUCUAGUUCCUCUUCGGGGCAAACAGAUUUCAGGACUUCCAGUGAAUCAUCAUCAUCAUCAUCGUUCUUUCCAGCAUCAGACCCAGAAGCUUCAUUGGUUGGUGGGGACCAAGUUGAUGAUUCUCAUUUCUCAUCCAGUUUGGCUUUUUCUAUGACAGAACACGAGAAACUGGAGGAAUUAAGGGUUGCAAGAGAAGAAGAAUACUGUCAAUUGAAAGAGGAGGAUUUCCCUCCCCUGCCCAGUUAUGUGGUUGAGCCCAAUAGUGUUGCAAGAGAAGAAGAGUGCCAAAUGAAGAACCUGGAUUUCCCUCCUCUAGCAGGCAAUUCUUUGGUUGUACCCUGUCGGGUUACAAGUGAAAAAGAGUACCCACUGGAGAACCAGGAUCUCCCUCCUUUAGUUCGCGUCUCUGUGGUUGAGCCCUGUAGGGUUACAAGAGAAGAAGAGUAUCAACUUAAGAACGACGACUUCCCUCCUUUGGUAAGCAAUUGCGUUGUGAAGCUGUGCAAGGUUGCAAGAGAAGAAGAGUCGCUUCUGAAGGAGAAGGAAUUCCCUCCUUUAGGCAUUUCUGUAGGGCUGCAGGAGAAGAAGAAGAAUUUGUACUGAAGGAGGAUAAUGAUUCCUCUCAUUUAGUAAGCAAAUGUGUGAGCCAUUACGAUGAGUGGCUUGAGGAGUUGAAAGUUGGAGCUUCAGUCCGGACAGAAAAGUAGGGGUACGACCUAGAAGCGGUCAUUUUUCUUGUUGCAGUUAUAAUUUUUCUCGUCUUCUUUGUCGAACCCAUGAGAGGCAUGCUGAAUGGAAGCUGAUUUUCUCCCAAUUCCAGCUCAUGUAGAGAGAUCUUAGGGAAAUACAAUUCUGAUUAGCUAUCAGGUAAGCUCAACCCUGGUUUUUCUUUUGUUACAGGCUAGCGGCAGCAGUGAUGUUUGUUUCAGUACACUGAUUGAAUGAUUGAUUAUGGAGAUUGAAUUGCAUGGGGUGUGGUUGGGGUUUGGAUUUGGUUAUAAAAUGGUGCUUGGCAGUGGAAACAAAUCCCUCAAACUC
Molecule: messenger RNA, 3417 nt
Organism: Linum tenue
Lineage: Eukaryota; Viridiplantae; Streptophyta; Magnoliopsida; Malpighiales; Linaceae
Source: the annotation of a GenBank genome assembly